CUCCUGAAGGACUAGCUCUGCCUCGUAGCCCGGGCCCUGUCGAUGGCAACCUAUACGCCAGAGUAAGGAAGGGAAGUAGUGACGAAGGAGCUCCGUUUCACCUGGCAACCAGCUACCCUAUCCCCAGUGGCCUUAAACUGUCAGCCAGCAAAGACUCAGGCCUCUCUAUCGCCUCCCAGAGGACCGGAGGUAUUACUGCUGUGAGCCCCAGGAGAGGGCCCAGUCAGGACGAACUUACCCAGCUCAGGCGGCUUCUAUCUGAGGUCGGCCUGGAGCCUCAUCUGGAGGACAUGACUGACCUCCCAGCCUCCUGUAACGCAGCGAGGGAGAUGAAGGGGGACGAGGCUGGGUUAGGGCAGCCUGUGAAGGCCUCUCCUAGCGAGAGGGAGUCAGACAUCCUUUAUGAUGACGAGGUUAGCCCCGAGGCUAGCAUUGGCUCGUUCUCCUCUGAGUGCAUACUUGAAGCCCAGGGAGUGGUCCAGAGUGGAAGUGGAUACUCCACCCCCUCCACCCAAUCAUGGGUGCAGCAGCAGCAGAUAGUCGUCAGGGGGCAGGACAGCCCUGUGGAUACACUUUCUCUGAUUGGUCCAAACAACUUGUCACUUCCAGACACGCCCAAUAGGGGGAGCAGCAGCAGAGAGUCGGUGCAGAGAGGAGUGGAGGGAGGGGUGGGGUUGCCUGUACACACCACCCAUACACCGUUGCCCUCAGGGGAACCUUGCGGGCAGGAGGAGCUUGCCUCGUUAGCCACAGACAUUGAUGAGUCCAUCGAGCAGCUUAACCAGCUGAUCCUAGAUCUGGACCCCACCUUCAUACCUGUUCCCACCCGACACACCCCCCUCCCCCUUGCUCUCUCCACUUCCCUCUACACCAAUGGUAACAACCAUACGACGACACAUGCCAACGCCAGCCAAUCAGGCUGGAAGCACAGACAGGCCAGUGAUGUCACAGAUUACCCAGGAUUCUACAGUCCUGGUUGGGGCGGAGCCCAGACAUUCCAGAAUGCUCCGAUCUACAGGACCAACCUACCUCCCUCCCAGUGUCUCUCCAGGAUGGACAGUGUGAACUAUGAAGGACCGACUCCAGUAACGGACAGCUGUGACAUAGUCCCGUCCACACCAGCAUUUCCUAUCUCUCCUCCAACGCCCUAUGUGAAAAGUUACCCAGUGUUCUCUUACCUGAGGCCAGGAGAAGGACAUUGGGAGAAGAGCGGAAUAUCACAAGUGUCUCUCCAGGAUGGACAGUGUGGACUAUGA
Molecule: messenger RNA, 1256 nt
Organism: Salvelinus sp. IW2-2015
Lineage: Eukaryota; Metazoa; Chordata; Actinopteri; Salmoniformes; Salmonidae
Source: RefSeq, a predicted model, not a curated record